AUGUCCUCCGACUCUCUCUUCUCGCCCGACCUUAUCUCGUCUGAAGUCGCCGCUGCCCUACCAGAGGGCUACACAAUCCGCCCCUUGCGAAAGGGUGACUACCAUGCCGGCUUUCUAGACGUACUAGCCGUCCUCACCACCGUCGGCGACGUCUCAGAACAAGACUUCAACCAGCGCUUUGAAGAGAUGCAGGCAUCUGGCGCACUGGGAAGAGGUACAGGAGGCUACCAUAUAUUGGUCAUCCUCAAUGGCAAUAACAAGAUUGUCGGCACUGGUGCCUUGAUCGUCGAGAAGAAGUUCUUGGGUCAGGUUGGUCACAUCGAGGAUAUUGCUGUCGCAAAGGAUCAGCAGGGCAAGAAGCUUGGUCUUCGUAUCAUCCAAGCACUGGACCAUGUUGCCGAGAAGGUUGGNACCAUUCUCGACUGCUCAGAGGCCAACGAGGGCUUCUAUGUCAAAUGCGGCUUCAAGCGCGCCGGUCUAGAGAUGGCCCACUACUACAACAAGUCAUAA
Molecule: messenger RNA, 510 nt
Organism: Aureobasidium vineae
Lineage: Eukaryota; Fungi; Ascomycota; Dothideomycetes; Dothideales; Saccotheciaceae
Source: the annotation of a GenBank genome assembly